GCGUUGAAGCAGCUGUCGGUUGUGGACUCUCUCAGCAAGAACGUCGCUUUGCUCAAAUGCUCCCUUGAACGCAUCAUCAACAACAGGUCGAGGGAGGACGGGUGUUGUCCUCUGGACUGGAAACUGUUUGGCUCCAGUUGUUAUUUCUUCAGUGCUUCCACUCUGUCCUGGAACAAGUCCAGAGACUGGUGUGAGAGUCACCAGUCUCACCUGAUCAUUCUCACCAAUGACAAGGAGUGGGACUUUGUGACCCAUCAGACGAUUCCUGAAUUAUUCUGGGUCGGUCUCAGUGAUGGAAGGACUGGGAGAUGGGAGUGGGUGAACCAGAAUCCGUACACCAUCGACCGCAGGCGCUGGGUUCCCGGUCAGCCCAACAGCUGGACCGGCCACGGCCUCGGCCCCGGAGACGAGGACUGCGCUCACCUGCACAGGAGCGGACGCCUCAACGACGCACACUGCUCCAAACCGAUGCGCUACAUCUGCCAGAAACACAGCCUGCGCCCCUGAACGCACCUGCAGCCCCGCCAUGGCUCCGCCCACACACGCUCACCUCAUAUCACUGCAUCAGGUGACAACCAGGAAGUGACGUGAUGUUGAACUCACCUCAGAUUCAGCAGAAGAAAACAUGGCCGCCUGAUUGUAAACUCAAUCUUAUUUCAAAAUAAAUGUCUUUUUCAGAUAUGAACAAAAAA
This is a messenger RNA of Lates calcarifer (barramundi perch), 692 nucleotides long. Its product is annotated as C-type lectin domain family 10 member A-like. The record is from RefSeq and is a predicted model, not a curated record. Lineage: Eukaryota; Metazoa; Chordata; Actinopteri; Centropomidae.